AUGGUUCUCUCACGACAUGUCGAUCCCGAGGAGGUGGUCAGCCACCUUCAGGGUGCUCGCACCUCCAACAACAAGACAAAGCUCUCCCACCUUACGCCCUACGACACGCCCUACGCCAGCCAGGUGGAGAUCCCAAAGUAUCGCCUCCCCGACGAUGGCGCCCCCGCCGAUACCGUCUAUGCCAUGAUCAGGGAUGAGCUAGACCUCGAUGGCAGGCCCAAUCUGAACUUGGCCAGCUUCGUUAAUACCUAUGUCGACGACAACUCGCAAAAGAUCAUGGCCGAGAACGUGGCCAAGAACCUCGCCGACAAUGACGAGUACCCGGCCAUGCUCGCCAUGAGCCAGCGCUGCGUGAGCAUCCUGGCCAACCUGUGGCGAGUCAACAAGGGCGAGAAUGCCAUCGGCUCGCCCACGGUGGGGUCGUCCGAAGCCAUCCACCUCGGCGGCCUCGCCAUGAAGCGCCGCUGGCAGGAGCGCCGCUGGGCCGAGGGCAAAGACGCCUACAAGCCCAACAUCCUCAUGGGCAGCAACGCCCAGGUGGCUCUCGAGAAGUUUGCCCGCUACUUUGACGUCGAGGCCCGCAUCCUGCCCGUCUCAGCCAAGAGCAACUUCUGUCUUGACCCGGACCUAGUGCGCCAGAACAUCGACGAGAACACCAUCGGCGUCUUUGCCAUCCUCGGCAGCACCUACACGGGCCACUACGAGCCCGUCGAGGAGGUCUCGCGCAUCCUCGACGAGUUCCAGAACAUGACGGGCAUCGACAUCCCCAUCCACGUGGACGCGGCGUCGGGCGGCUUCGUCGCGCCGUUCACACACGCCGGGGCGGGCCAGCGAUGGAACUUUGAGCUGCCGCGCGUCAAGUCGAUCAACACGUCGGGCCACAAGUUCGGGCUCUCGUGCGCCGGCGUCGGCUGGAUCAUCUGGCGAGACGAGUCAUACCUGCCCCAGCACCUGAUCUUCAAGCUGCACUACCUCGGCGGCACCGAGGAGUCGUACACGCUCAACUUCUCGCGCCCCGGCGCCCAGGUCAUUGUGCAGUACUACAACCUGAUCCAUCUCGGCUUCUCCGGAUACCGCGAGAUCAUGGAGAACUGCCUGGUGAACGCCCGCCUCCUGUCCAACAGCCUCGAGGCGACCAAGUGGUAUACUUGCGUCAGCGCCAUUCACCGCUGCACCGAGGCAGCACCAGCAGGCGUGGCCCAAAAGGUCAAGAACACAGUCGAGUCCACCGUAAGCGGCGGCGGCAAGGAGCAGCAGCAGCAGGACGGCAACGGGGAGACGUCAGCCGCCUACGUUGCCGGGCUGCCAGUUGUAUCGUUCCGGCUGACGGACGAGUUCAAGCGCGAAUUUGCGCACAUCAAGCAGGAGACGGUGUCGCUGCUGCUGCGGGCGCGCGGCUGGAUCAUCCCCAACUACGCGCUGCCGCCGGGCGAGGACGGCACCGAGAUCCUGCGCGUGGUUGUGCGGGAGAGCAUGAGCUUCGACCUGCUCGACCGCCUCGUGACGGACAUUGUGCAGGUCACUGAGAAGCUGAUCGACAACGACGAGGUCGACCUGUCCAUCCUGCAUAAGCAGCGCAAGGAGCCCGCGGCCAAGACGGACAGCGGCAAGAAGGCGCAGGGUGGUGUAGCCAAGGACGCAGAGCAGCGUGCUCUGAACGUGGGCAAAAAUGCGAGCCGCAUGGCCGAGGGCAUUCACAGGUCGGUGUGCUGA
Lasiosphaeria miniovina is the source of this 1713-nucleotide messenger RNA. Its product is annotated as glutamate decarboxylase. Gene Ontology annotation, cellular component: cytosol. The coding region runs from base 1 to 1713 and encodes 570 amino acids. The transcript is spliced from 3 exons. The record is from RefSeq and is a predicted model, not a curated record. NCBI's taxonomy places the organism in Eukaryota, Fungi, Ascomycota, Sordariomycetes, Sordariales, Lasiosphaeriaceae. Gene Ontology annotation, biological process: L-glutamate catabolic process. Gene Ontology annotation, molecular function: glutamate decarboxylase activity; pyridoxal phosphate binding.